This is a messenger RNA of Lasiosphaeria miniovina, 867 nucleotides long. RefSeq lists its product as uncharacterized. Bases 1 to 867 code for a protein of 288 amino acids. Lineage: Eukaryota; Fungi; Ascomycota; Sordariomycetes; Sordariales; Lasiosphaeriaceae. The record is from RefSeq and is a predicted model, not a curated record. The transcript has 2 exons.
AUGGUCAUCAAUUGCCCCAAAAACAGACUGGACGAGCAACACACCUUCACCACCCAAACCUUCGGCUUCCUCAUCCACCCCAACAUCCCGGCGCUGCCGCCCAACGCCAAGAUAGCCGACGUCGGCACGGGCACGGGCAUCUGGCUGCUGGACGUGGCUAAGACGCUGCCGGCGACGUGCGAGCUGCGGGGGUUCGACGUCUUGGCGUCGUCGUUCCCGGCGCGCGAGACGUGGCCGGCCAACGUGACGUUUGCGACACACGACAUGCACGCGCCGUUCUCGGCUGCCGAGCUGGGCACGUACGACGUCGUGGCCGUGCGCUUCGUCAGCAGCGCCACCCCGCGCGCCGCCUGGGCCCGCGCCGUCGCCAACCUCGCCACUCUCCUACGCCCCGCCGCCGGCUGGCUGCAGUGGAUCGACUCGGCCAACUUCGCCCUGUACAGCUCGGCCCCCGGCGCCUCGCGCGCCGCCUGCCAGCAGAUCUACGACGGGCUGCGGCCGUUCCGGCCUGCACCGAGAAAUGGCGACGACGACGACGACGACGCCGCCGUCAUCGGCUUGAUGAUGCGUGAGCCCGGCAACCUGCGGCGGCCAGACGUGUGGCGCGCGCUAGGCCUCGUCGACGUGCACGAGGACGUCUUCUCGACCGACCGCCUGCAGGACCCGGCGCUGCGGCUGCGCGACCGCGGCACGCGCAACGUCAUCGAGUGCUUCGUCGGCUGCCUGCAGAGCCUGGUUGGCGUCGAGGGCAGCGGGUGGACCAGGGAGCGCAUCGAGCGGCUGAACGCCGAGGCCAUGCGCGAGAUCGACGCCGGCGUCUAUCACACGCUGGACCAGAUCUGCAUCGUGGGCAGAAGGGCGGGCUAG